AUGUCGGAUAAUCAACCAUUUGCGUCCAGAGAAUUCGGCGACUUUGCCAAAGCAUACGAUUUCGAGCAAGUAACGAGCUCACCGAACUAUCCGCAGUCAAACGGCAAGAUAGAGAAUGCUGUGAAGACAGCAAAGCGUCUGAUGAAAAGAGCCAAAGAGUCGGGUAGUGACCCAUACUUGGCAUUGUUAGAUUGGAGAAACACUCCAAGGAGAUACUCAACAAAUAACCAGCACAGUGCGAAGGAGUUAACCGAGCUCCGCCCUGGAGAUAUUGUACGGCUACAGCCUACGACUGAAGUAGGAAAGAGAAAAGAGUGGACCCAUUCGAAGGUAGAAGAAAAGGUUGACAUCCGCUCCUACCAAGUGCGCACGGAAGACGGCCUAGUAUUUCGACGUAACAAAAGACACCUGCGUCGCACACCUGAAGUAAUGGUGCCACACGAAGAAUUGGUCAUGCCGCCCUCUGCACCUGUUACAAUCAAACAUGUGCCUGAAAAGGAAAACACGACUGCUCAAGAACCGCCACCUCCUUCUAAAGUAAAGCCCGCAGUUAUCGAGCAGCCAACCAGGAAGCCGUCAGGAAACUGCACAGCACAACCAGCACAACAAGCACCAGCUGCUCCAGCAGAGAUGCCAGAAAGUACACCGGGUGUAACGACGACUCGCUCAGGGGAAGUGGUGAAACCACCAGACCGCUUUAAGUGA
Molecule: messenger RNA, 705 nt
Organism: Nematostella vectensis (starlet sea anemone)
Lineage: Eukaryota; Metazoa; Cnidaria; Anthozoa; Actiniaria; Edwardsiidae
Exons: 2
Coding region: 1-705 (234 amino acids)
Biological process (GO): DNA integration
Molecular function (GO): nucleic acid binding
Source: RefSeq, a predicted model, not a curated record